This is a messenger RNA of Xyrauchen texanus (razorback sucker), 3247 nucleotides long. RefSeq names its product phosphatidylinositol-5-phosphate 4-kinase, type II, alpha b (gene pip4k2ab). The coding region runs from base 670 to 1992 and encodes 440 amino acids. Lineage: Eukaryota; Metazoa; Chordata; Actinopteri; Cypriniformes; Catostomidae. Gene Ontology annotation, molecular function: phosphatidylinositol kinase activity. Gene Ontology annotation, biological process: phosphatidylinositol metabolic process. The record is from RefSeq and is a predicted model, not a curated record. The transcript is spliced from 11 exons.
GUCAGAUGCUGCUGCUGCAUACAGGCGCAGUAGAUGCUCAGAUGCCCGGUCUUCAUCGCUAGACUUUAGCAGGACAUUUUUCGUCGUUUCCUUUUUCGGUAUAUUGCUUGGUUUUGAUUAGUUUCGUCCAUCGUUGAGCGAUUGUUAAGGAUUUAUAAAUACCACCAUAACGGUUGUGAACGGCCAUGAUUUAAAUGAGGUGGCACACCUUUACAUGGGAGUGGCGUGGAAUAUUUGCAUUAUUUAUCGGAAGACGGUUCUUCUUGUUUUAUUAUUGUUAGUAGUACAUUUGACGUGUAGCCACAAUGGAUAAGGAUAUAAUUAAUUUGAGCUUGUGGAAUGCCUUGCCGAGCUAAACAUUUUGUUCGCAAAGCUGUGUGAAUGAGUAGGCUAUUAGCGCAUACAUCCAGCCAACUGUAACCUUCAAGCUAACGUCAAUGACAGCUAGCAGUUAGCUGGUUUGCGUUGGUGGAUAGGGGACUUCUGCGGGAUUUUCAUCGCCCGUCAGCUGCGCGUUUGCAGAGGGAUGCAUGAACAUGCUGCAUUAAAACAAGAAACGAAGGAAUCACACGUGAAGAGCCGACAGGGCGCUGCUGAUUCUGAACAGCUCGUGACGAGACAUCGCGCAUAGUGCCACGCGCAGAGAGGGAUUUCAUUCAUCCACUAAACAUGGCCUCUGCAGUCAGCAACCUUGCUGCAUCCAUCGCCAGCAAAACCAAAAAGAAACACUUCGUGUCUCAGAAGGUGAAGUUGUUUCGGGCCAGCGACCCGCUCCUCAGCGUGUUGAUGUGGGGAGUGAACCACUCGAUAAAUGAACUCGGCCACAUCCAAAUUCCUGUUAUGCUAAUGCCUGAUGACUUCAAAGCCAACUCUAAGAUCAAGGUGGACAAUCACCUCUUCAACAAAGAGAACAUGCCAAGCCAUUUCAAGUUUAAGGAGUACUGUCCUCUAGUCUUCCGCAAUCUGAGGGAGAAGUUCUCCAUCGAUGAUCAGGAAUAUCAGAACUCUCUGACACGCAGGGCCCCAAUUCCCAGUGACGCUCAGGGCCGCAGUGGAGCUCGUUUCCAUACCUCAUACAACAAGAGAUAUCUUAUCAAGAUCAUCACCAGUGAGGACGUAGCUGAGAUGCACAACAUUCUGAAGAAGUACCACCAGUAUAUAGUGGAGUGCCAUGGCAACACGCUGCUCCCUCAGUUUCUGGGCAUGUAUCGCCUCACUGUGGAUGGAGAUGAGACCUACAUGAUCGUCACUCGCAAUGUUUUUAGCCACCGGCUGCCUGUUUACAAAAAAUAUGAUCUAAAGGGAUCCACAGUGGCCAGAGAGGCUAGUGACAAAGAAAAGCCACGCCAACCUGAGGAGGGGGCUCCAUCCAAAUCUCGCAUGAGCCAAAAGCUACAAACCAUCCGGAUUGCCACACGCUUUUACUGCGCCAUAAGACACACUAAGGAGCUUCCAACUUACAAAGACAAUGACUUCAUCAAUGAUGGCCAGAAGAUCCACAUUGAUGAGGAGAACAAGAAAAUGUUCCUGGAGAAGCUGAAGAACGACGUAGAGUUCCUUGCCCAGCUGAAGCUGAUGGACUACAGUCUGCUGGUGGGGAUCCAUGAUGUGGAGCGAGGGGAGCAGGAACAGCCCGAGGAGGAGAGUGAAGACAAUGACGCUGGGGAGGAGGAGGGGACAGAAAGUGAUGGAGGGGCCACCGGCUCCCCUCCAGAUAGCCCCAGUAACACACUAGACAGCAGUAGGCCUCUGGGCCCAGGAGAGUUUGACCCCACCAUCGAUGUGUAUGCCAUCAAGAGCCAUGAAAGUGCUCCUAAAAAAGAGAUCUACUUCAUGGCAGUGAUUGACAUCCUCACUCUGUAUGAUGCCAAGAAGAAAGCAGCCCAUGCGGCAAAGACAGUCAAACAUGGGGCAGGGGCAGAGAUCUCAACAGUUAACCCUGAGCAAUAUUCAAAGCGAUUAUAUGAUUUCAUCACCACCAUCCUGUCCUAACUGCUGCCUAAGGAGGGAAUGAAGUGGUGGAUGCAGUGAAAAUGAAGAGAAACAGGUGGUUACAUGUGCUCUGCUGGAAAAAGUUUCUCUCCCGCUUGUCAUGAGGAUCACGCUUGAGAUAUAUCAAGAUCUUUUUUGUUUACAAUCUCUUUUUCUUCUCUGUUAUUUAUUCUUUUUCAGUAGGUUUAUGGCUCUGUCAUUAAUAAGGGAUACAUUUGAUAUAGUAAUGUGUUAUAUAUAUAUACCAUUUUGUACCUUGUGUUGGAUGUUGUUGAUUGAGAAAUCGAGUGAUGUUGUUUGUGCCCAGCUACGUGGUAUAAUUAUGAGACUGGAAUUCUCAAAGCUGCUUAAUUUUUUUUACCCUUAUAUUUUCUGCAAAUAUAUUUUUUUUUCUCAAUUAAAAUGUCCAGAUAAAAUAAAAUAGUUCAAAGAUAUGUCUAUCUCUAAAAUAAAUUGGCCCUGAUAGCUUUUUAUGAGAGUAAGAAUACAAAUUAAUUGGAGCAUAUUUUUUUUGAAAGUUUAGCACUAUUGCUACACUUUAGCUGCAGGCAGUACCUUUAAAUCAGAUACAUUUUUCUAUCUGUUUACUAAGCGUAUGUAACAGUGGGUUUAAAAGGAUGCAACUUCAGGUUCAACUUCAGAAUUCAUAGUUAAGCUCCAAUCAGCCAAUUAGAUUUAGAUUAGCUGCCUGCUGUGCAGUGUAAUGUCUUGCACAGGAGCUCAAUAUUUGCAAUUGACUCCGACAAUGUUUAUCAAAAAAACUUUUGUCUAGCCACUGUUUUUGCACAUGAUCUAAUGCACCCAUAUGUUUAUGAAAAUGAUUACAGUUUUACCACUGACUCGCAGAGGGUCAAGCAAUAGUAGUGAUUCAUAGAAUGUGUUAAGCACCUGAUGGGUUACAUGUGCAUUGCCACUUUUGUAUCCCUAGAGAAAGAACAAAACGUUGCCUAUUUUAUGUCGUUUAGCUGUUGAGAGAACAUAUUAUGACAAUGAAGCAUAUUUUGUACCUCCCUUUUUUACAGUAAUUUGCAAGUUUACAAUGGGCCAUUCUCUAAGUGAGAGAAUGUAAUUGUGCUGGCGCUAUUUUGAUGCUUGAAUCUGUGUACUGUGUUUUUAGCUGCACUGUAAAGAGGGAGAGAAUGCUGCCUAACUCUAGGUCUUACUGUUGAUAUUUCUCUCUCUCUCUCUCUCUCUCUCUCUCUCUCUCUCUCUCUCUCUCAUCAUUGUUGAAACUUUGUGUGAUCCCAGAGACCUU